Messenger RNA from Leopardus geoffroyi (Geoffroy's cat), 7753 nucleotides. It is a transcript of the gene HIPK3, whose product is annotated as homeodomain interacting protein kinase 3. The transcript is spliced from 17 exons. Gene Ontology annotation, molecular function: ATP binding; protein tyrosine kinase activity; protein serine/threonine kinase activity. Gene Ontology annotation, cellular component: cytoplasm; nucleus; PML body. Gene Ontology annotation, biological process: peptidyl-serine phosphorylation; peptidyl-threonine phosphorylation. The record is from RefSeq and is a predicted model, not a curated record. Lineage: Eukaryota; Metazoa; Chordata; Mammalia; Carnivora; Felidae. Bases 594 to 4244 code for a protein of 1216 amino acids.
CCGGCGGGCGGUGGCGCUGCGGAGGCGGCGGCCGAGGCCGGCGGGCGCGGAGGAGGGGCCCGAGACUGGGGCGGCCAGCGGCAGCUGCCUCCGUGACGACUGUCGGCAGCGCGGCGGCCUGAGGAGACCGAGCCGCGGGCCCCGGCGUCGCCGCGUCUCCUGGCUGUCUCCUUCUCCUCCUCUCGCGGCAGGGGCGUCAGGAAUGGGCCCCAGCCGCCGCGGGCCCCGCACCCCGCGCCGCCCGUAGGCCCCAGCAGUCGGAGGCCGGCCGGCCGGCCUCUCGCCACCCCUCGCCCCAGCCCUGCCGUCCCCACCCCAAAUCCCCGGGAAGGAAGAUGAGGGAGACGGGCCCGGCGCUCAGCAGUCAGAGCAGCAGUAGCAGCAGCAGCGGUCGGGGGAGGGUGUUUCGCCGUUUCCUCUCAGCCGCCAGGACAAGAUGGCAGCGGCCGCGGAGAGGGGCUGAGCCCGGGCUGGGUGGUGCCGCCUGCUGAAGCGCCUGGCUCCCUGUCCCCGGCACGGCCCCGCACCCCACCCCGGACAUGCUCAGGGCUGCGGCCGCCCGAAGAGGGGAGAGCGCAGGCCUCUAGGAAGGUAUGGCCUCACAAGUCUUGGUCUACCCACCGUAUGUUUAUCAAACUCAGUCAAGUGCCUUUUGUAGUGUGAAGAAACUCAAAGUAGAGCCAAGCAGUUGUGUAUUCCAGGAAAGAAACUAUCCACGGACCUAUGUGAAUGGUAAAAAUAUUGGAAAUUCUCAUCCUCCCACGAAGGGUAGUGUUUUUCAGACAAAGAUACCAUUUAACAGACCUCGAGGACACAACUUUUCGUUGCAGACAAGUGCUGUUGUUUUAAAAAACACUGCGGGUGCUACAAAGGUCAUAGCAGCUCAGGCACAGCAAGCUCAAGUGGAGGCACCUCAGAUUGGGGCGUGGCGACACAGGUUCAAUUUCCUAGAAGGCCCCCAGCGAUGUGGAUUGAAGCGCAAGAGUGAGGAGUUGGAUAAUCAUAGCAGCGCAAUGCAGAUUAUUGAUGAAUUGUCCAUACUUCCUGCAAUGUUGCAAACCAACAUGGGAAAUCCAGUGACAGUUGUGACAACUACCACAGGAACAAAACAGAAUUGUACCACUGGAGAAGGUGACUAUCAGUUAGUACAGCAUGAAGUCUUAUGCUCCAUGAAAAAUACUUAUGAAGUCCUUGAUUUUCUUGGUCGAGGCACUUUUGGCCAGGUAGUCAAAUGCUGGAAAAGAGGGACAAAUGAAAUUGUAGCAAUCAAAAUUUUGAAGAAUCACCCUUCUUAUGCACGUCAAGGUCAAAUAGAAGUGAGCAUAUUAGCAAGACUCAGUACUGAAAAUGCUGAUGAAUAUAACUUUGUACGAGCUUAUGAAUGCUUUCAGCACCGUAACCAUACUUGUUUAGUUUUUGAGAUGCUGGAACAAAACUUGUAUGACUUUUUGAAACAAAAUAAGUUCAGCCCCCUGCCACUAAAAGUAAUUCGACCCAUUCUUCAACAAGUGGCCACUGCACUGAAAAAAUUGAAAAGUCUUGGUUUAAUUCAUGCUGACCUCAAACCAGAAAAUAUUAUGCUGGUGGAUCCUGUUCGGCAGCCAUACAGGGUUAAGGUGAUAGACUUUGGGUCGGCCAGUCAUGUAUCAAAGACUGUUUGUUCAACAUAUCUACAAUCUCGGUACUACAGAGCUCCAGAGAUUAUAUUGGGGUUGCCAUUUUGUGAAGCCAUAGACAUGUGGUCAUUGGGAUGCGUGAUUGCAGAAUUAUUCCUUGGAUGGCCACUCUACCCAGGAGCCUUGGAGUAUGAUCAGAUUCGAUAUAUUUCUCAGACUCAAGGUUUACCAGGAGAACAGCUGUUAAAUGUGGGCACGAAAUCCACAAGAUUUUUUUGCAGAGAAACAGAUAUUUCUCAUUCUGGUUGGAGAUUAAAGACACUAGAAGAGCAUGAGGCAGAGACAGGAAUGAAGUCUAAAGAAGCCAGAAAGUACAUAUUCAACAGUCUGGAUGAUAUAGUGCAUGUGAACACAGUGAUGGAUUUGGAAGGAAGUGAUCUUUUGGCUGAGAAAGCUGAUAGAAGAGAAUUUGUUAGUCUGUUGAAGAAAAUGUUGCUAAUUGAUGCAGAUUUAAGAAUUACUCCAGCUGAGACUUUGAACCAUUCUUUUGUUAAUAUGAAACAUCUUCUAGAUUUCCCUCAUAGCAACCAUGUAAAGUCCUGUUUUCACAUUAUGGAUAUUUGUAAGUCCCACCCAAAUUCAUGUGACACAAAUAAUCACAAUAAAACUUCACUUUUAAGACCAGUUGCUUCAGGCAGUACUGCUAACCUGACAGCAAAUUUUACUAAAAUUGGCACAUUAAGAAAUCAGGCGUUAACCACGUCCGCUCACUCCGUUGGGCACCAUGGAGUUCCUCUGCAGGCCGGAACUGCUCAUUUCGGUUGUGGUGACGCUUUUCAGCAGACGCUGAUUAUCUGUCCCCCAGCUAUUCAAGGUAUUCCUGCAACCCAUGGUAAACCCACGAGUUAUUCAAUAAGAGUAGAUAAUACAGUUCCACUUGUAACUCAGGCCCCAGCUGUACAGCCACUACAGAUCCGACCAGGAGUUCUUUCUCAGCAGACGUGGUCUGGUAGAACACAGCAGAUGUUGGUACCUGCCUGGCAGCAGGUAACACCCAUGGCUCCGGCUACUACUGCGUUAACUUCUGAGGGUGUGGCUGGCUCACAGAGGCUUGGAGACUGGGGGAAAAUGAUUUCACACAGUAAUCAUUAUAACUCAGUGAUGCCACAACCUCUUCUAACCAAUCAGAUAACUUUAUCGGCCCCGCAGCCAAUUAGUGUGGGCAUUGCACAUGUUGUCUGGCCUCAGCCUGCCACUGUAAAGAAAAAUAAACUGUGCCAGAACAGAGGUAUUUUGGUAAAACUAAUGGAAUGGGAGCCAGGAAGAGAGGAAAUAAAUGCUUUCAGUUGGAGUAAUUCAUUGCAGAAUACGAAUGUCCCACAUUCAACAUUUAUUUCUCCAAAGAUAGUAAAUGGGAAAGACAUUGAAGAAGUACGUUGUAUAGAAACACAGGACAAUCAUAACUCAGAAGGAGAAGCAAGAGAUUGUUGUGACACCUCUGUCAGGCAGGAGUCUGAUUCAUCGGUUUCUGACAAGCAGCGGCAAACCAUCAUCAUUGCUGACUCCCCAAGUCCUGCAGUGAGUGUGAUUACUAUUAGCAGUGACACUGAUGAGGAGGAGACAUCGCAGAGGCACUCACUCAGAGAAUGUAAAGAUAGUCUAGAUUGUGAAGCUUGCCAGAGCACUUUGAAUAUCGAUCGGAUGUGUUCGCUAAGCAGUCCUGAUAGUACUCUGAGCACCAGCUCCUCGGGGCAGUCCAGCCCAUCGCCCUGCAAGAGGCCGAACAGUAUGUCAGAUGAAGAACAGGAAAGUGGUUGUGAUACUGUGGAUGGCUCUCCAACAUCAGACUCUUCGGGACAUGACAGUCCAUUUGCAGAGAGGAACUUUGUGGAGGACGCUCGUCAGAACCCGGAACUGGUAACCUCUGCCAACACAGAAACCAAACCAGCUGUUUGUACUGUUGUGGUGCCACCGAUGGGACUAGAGAAUGGAUUAAAUGCUGAUGAGCAUAUGGCAAACACAGAUUCUACCUGCCAGCCAUUAGUAAAAGGACGAUCAGCUCCUGGAAGAUUAAACCAGCCUUCCACAGCAGGUAAUCGCCAGCAGAAAUUGACAUCCGCAUUCCAGCAACAGCAUUUGAAUUUCAGUCAGGUUCAGCACUUUGGAUCUGGGCAUCAGGAGUGGAAUGGAAACUUCGGACAUCGAAGACAGCAAGCUUAUAUCCCCACUAGCGUUACCAGUAAUCCAUUCACUCUUUCUCAUGGAAGUCCCAAUCACACAGCCGUGCAUGCCCAUCUGGCUGGAAAUGCACAUCUUGGAGGACAGCCUACUCUACUUCCAUACCCAUCAUCAGCUACCCUCAGUAGUGCUGCACCGGUGGCCCACCUCUUAGCCUCUCCAUGUACCUCAAGACCUAUGUUACAGCAUCCAACUUACAGUAUCUCUCAUCCCAGUGGCAUAGUUCACCAAGUCCCAGUGGGCAUAAAUCCCCGCCUGUUACCAUCCCCAACCAUUCAUCAGACUCAGUAUAAACCAAUCUUCCCACCACAUUCUUACAUUGCAGCAUCACCUGCAUAUACUGGAUUUCCAUUGAGUCCAACAAAACUCAGCCAGUAUCCAUAUAUGUGAAAACUCCAAAAGAGUAUAUUGAGGAAGCUCAAUGAUAUAAACAUUUGAUUAAAAAUAAAAACAUGGUAUUUAAUAAAUAUUAGCCAUGGCACAAGAAAAUUAUUUUUGAAUCAUGUAGACUUGGGUGCAAUUUAAACAACUUUGAGCUUUAAAAAAAAAAAAAAACAAAACUCACUUUUAAUGUGUUUUGCACAUUUGGUAUAACUUGUCUUUGGUCAUGUUAUCUUCUUAUGUAGUAACUCUAGACAGGUGACUUAUGGGAGCAGAAGUCCAGUUUUGCUCCUGCUAUUUUUUAUAAAAUUGCCUUCUAACUAGUGCAAGACACAUCCACAUUUGGGAAGCCAUUCUGUGUACAGACUUAGAGCAACAGAUGCACAUAUGUCAGAAUUACAGCAUACAAGUGAAUUGUAUUAUCUGUGUCUUAGUGUAUAAAUGUUGGGUCACUUACCUAAGAAAUUGAGCUAUUGUUCUUUACAUUUGCAUGUGUCUUUGCAUGGGCAAAAUGUUGCCUAGACUUUGCUCUUAAAUGUUGUUCUAAUAAUCUCAGCUGCAUUGUAAACCGUUCCCACACAUAGUGCCUUAAAUAUUUGAGGUUGUUGAUGUUAUUACCUAUAUAUAAAUGUUGAGGACUGCAGCACUUAAAUUCAGAUCUACUCUUUAGUUUCCUUUUGAUAGAGUAAUGUUCAUUUUUGGUUUUGUGUGGUAUGAUUUCAGGUCGUAGCUGUUUUUUCCUUACUAAGAGGGCAGCAUGUUUGCUAUAGCUGAAUUCUGCUGUCUGAUUUUUCAGAAUGAUCUAGCUUCAAGAAAAGCAAGCAGUUAGUAGUGCUUAAGAAAAAUUGAUUCAGUAUCUAAUGGAUAGUUGAUAUCUGUCACAACACAGCAUUUUAUAUACUGUUAAGUGAAACUGCAAUACAAUCUAAGUUUAUUUUGGGAGUGUUUGCUGUAUAAUUGGAUUUAAUGAAAUGUUUAGAGGUGCAGUAGGCAUGACUUUGAGUAGAUAAUGAAAGAAAAUGCAAAAUGCUUAUUGAUUCAUGAUGUGGUUUCAUCUUAGCUUGGGCAAACCAUGCAGUAUUUAAUAAAUAGUAGCAGAAUAUUUACUAUUGAAGCUUGAAAAGAUGUGAGUUCUUUGUGUGCAAUCUUUCAUUUAUGCAUGUGAGAGGGUUUUUUGUUUUGUUUUUUUUUUUUUUUUUAAUAUUUUUACAUUGUAGUACUUGUUUUGCUUGUUGGUGGUGUUUGCUUAUUUAAUACAUUCCGUCAGGGACAGAAAUUACAUGCUUUUUUUUCCCCUAGGAAGUGUGUCUUGGGUUUUUCCCUUAUUCUUUUCUUUUCUUUUCUUUUUUCUUCUUUUUUGGUGGUGGUGGUGGUGAUGUUUAAAUGAAGUUGCUUUUACAGCACCAAAGACUUAAUCAUCCAUUUCCUAUAUAAAAGGUAGCUACUUUUUUGCAUAGACCUCAAGUAUAUUGUAGUAUAGAGGUGGACUUUAAGGAAAGGUAUUAAACAGGCUGUGUUUUAGCUUAUGGGCAAGUAAUAAAUUGUAUCAUUUAUCUUGAAUGUAUCAUAGAUAAGCUGCUAUAUAACGAUUGCCACUUCAGAUAGCUGUGAAAUUAGGUGAUUAACUAGUUGUUACUUAGCCUUCUAAUUUCUGUAUAAGUCUAAUUACAUGAAAUAGAAGUUGGGGUUUUGAUUUUUUACUUUGCUUUUCUGUUUGGAGUGUCAUUGUAACUACUGUAUUGUAAAUGAUGGAAAAUAAUUGCAUAUGUUAUUUUGGGGUGUGUUAUUUGCAUCAGUAUUUUAUCUCUAUUAAUGUUUGUGCUCAUCACUGCAUAUAAAAAACUUGGAUGUAUCAAUGUAACUUAAUUUUUUAUUUUCAUACUGGCAUUGUAGACACUUGAGAAAGCUGUAUCUUGCAGGCUUGACUUAACUUUUUUUCCUUAAAAAUCUGGAAUAUAAUCUUACAGCAUUUACUGGAAUAAACAGUACAAAGCAUUUGAGUGUAAAAACUCUCCAAAUGUUUUGGAUUUACAGCAUUUCUUUGAUGAAUGAAUUGCAUACCACUAGUACAGCUCUAAUACAGCGUUGACAAUAAGCUAAUAAUGGAUAAACUUUUCUUUAUUCCAUUAACACAAGCAGUGUUUUAUUUAAUAAUCAUCAAUGAAAUAAAUGUGCCUGAAAUUGAUUUUAAAAAUUACAGUAUUAGAUCAUAAAAUAAAAACCAGCAGUACAUUUUUAGUCACACUGAAAAUGAAGGACUUAAUUUUCCCCACAAGUUUCAGUGUUUUUAGUAAUCAAUUCUAUGCAUUUUAUAUAAAUAGAAAUAUAUAUACAUAUAUAUAUUACACAUAAAAAAGAGGAGUAGCCUAAGAUUAAUUUAAAAGAUUAUUUACAGAUGGCAAAUUUAUGGAGUCACUAUUUAAGUAAACUUGCUGCCCUCCACAGCUUAUUAAUUUUAUUUAUACGGUCCAGCAGGUCACUGGUAUCUGCUCACUUCUUGGAACAGAAUCCACACUGGCAGCGCAUGUUUCAGAAACCCCGAGUGCAAAGGAUCGAUUUAUGUUUGUACAGUAGGUACAAAGCUGGCGCAGUUUUAGUUUCAUUCAGGGCCACGUUUACUACCCUGAAAUGUCGGAUUUUCUGUAUUUCAGUUCCAAGACUCUGACAGUCUUGUUAAAUAAACAGUAAAUGUUUUCGUAAUGUAAUAGUAAGGUGUGGUAAUGGCGUACCCCCAGUUAAGUACUCUGCUCUUAACUGAUUCUAAUCAUGGGUUUUUUAAUGUGUUUAAGAAUUAAAAAUUUCAAAAUCCUGCCAACGUCUAAAUUCAACAAACUGACAAGAAUUUGGAUGUAUACCCUCUAAAACCAUUUGACCAGUUUUCUUUGGUUUUACUGCUUUCUUAAAUAAAACACUGCAUGACUUCCAAGUUGCAUAUUUGCAUACUAUUUUAACUUGCAAAUUUAUUAUUAUUUGUUUUUUUUUACCCAAUACCCUGAUAAUUUCGUUUUCUUUUCCUUCAGGGUGUUUAAAUAUGUUACUGUAGUAGCAAAGCCUUUUCACUUUUUAAAAUCUCUACUACUAAUUUUAAUCUUGGUUUGUGUUAAGUAAAAGUUAAAUCAUACACUGCAAGGUGUAGGAAGAUUUGUUUUAAUGAACCCAAUGAUACAGAUUUGAUUACUAAGUUUGAACUGUUAACUGUUUAACAAUUUUAGACUUGUGGCUUUCUUUCUUUGGUUUUGUUUUUGCUUUUACUUCUAUGCUACACUAGUUUGCCAUGUAGCAAUUGCACUGUGCAAUAUUACAAUAAGGACUGGGAAAAUUUUUAUGGAUGUAAUGUCUAUUACGGUUUGCGCUAGUAUUUCUCUCUAGUUCUCAGUGAUUUAAAUGUGACCAAGCCUUCUGUACUUUGUCACAAAAAGCGGGUUUUCCAGGUGACUAUUUUGGUGAGUGUCAAAAUAAGAAUUUAUGGUGUAUUACUGUCGAUUCACUUUGAAUUAAAAUAUAUAUAUUGCAGCAAA